This is a messenger RNA of Hemicordylus capensis (graceful crag lizard), 2834 nucleotides long. It is a transcript of the gene DGAT1, whose product is annotated as diacylglycerol O-acyltransferase 1. The record is from RefSeq and is a predicted model, not a curated record. The coding region runs from base 108 to 1742 and encodes 544 amino acids. Gene Ontology annotation, molecular function: diacylglycerol O-acyltransferase activity. Gene Ontology annotation, biological process: triglyceride biosynthetic process. Gene Ontology annotation, cellular component: endoplasmic reticulum membrane. The transcript is spliced from 17 exons. NCBI's taxonomy places the organism in Eukaryota, Metazoa, Chordata, Lepidosauria, Squamata, Cordylidae.
CGCCGCUUCCUCUGCCGCUCGAAGUCUUCCAGCCUGGAGGGAACUACACCUCCCGUGGUGCCGCGCGUGGUGGAGGCGACGGUGCCCGCGAGGCGACCUUGCUCGCUAUGGAGACUUCCGAGGGGGCGGGGCCCGGCGUGCUGCUAGCAACCGCGGCGGCGGCAGUAGCGGCGGCGGCGCUGGGGAGGAGCGCGGAGGAGCUGCUGGCGGAGGACGCUCCGGUGGCCGAAGCCAUGGGCGAGCGCGGCGGCGGCGGCGGGUCCGCGCAGCAGCGGAGGAGGACGGCGGGGCCAGCCUCUGCCUCUGGGACGGGGCGGAAGCAGCCCCGCGCAGGAGGCGAGCCCUGCUCGGCGGCGGCAACAGCGGAGAGCGGCGGCCCCGGCUGGGCCCCCAGCAGGGGCGCUGGGGAUGGCGCGGACCCCCCCGACGGCGCCCCCACCGCGGCCGACUUCAGGUGCCACAGACUCCAGGACUCCCUGCUCAGCUCGGCCAGCGGCUACAGCAACUACCGGGGCAUCUUGAACUGGUGCGUGGUCAUGCUGGUCCUGAGCAAUGCCCGCCUCUUCCUGGAAAACCUCAUCAAGUACGGCAUCCUGGUGGACCCCAUCCAGGUCAUCUCCCUGUUCCUGAAGGACCCCUACAGCUGGCCCGCCCUGUGCCUUGUUCUAGUGGCCAACGUCUUUGCCCUGGCAGCUCUGCAAAUAGAAAAGAGGCUGGCAGUGGGCUCCCUGUCGGAGCGGAGCGGGACCGUCCUCCACACCCUCAACCUCCUGACCAUCUUGUGCUUCCCUGCGCUCGUGGUGCUGGCCGUCACCUCCAUCACGCCAGUUGGGGCUGUGUUUGCUCUGGCCGUGCACACCGUCCUCUUCCUCAAGCUCUUCUCCUUCAGGGACGUCAACAGGUGGUGCCGGGAGAGGAAGCCCCCCCGGGCACGUGUGGCUUCUGGGUCACAAAGAGCCAAUGGGGAGGUGGCCCCCACCGGAGUGGCGUAUCCAGCAAAUCUGACCUGCAGAGCGUGUCUCCCUCCCGUUGCAGCUCUGUACUACUUCCUCUUUGCCCCAACCUUGUGCUACGAGCUGAACUUCCCGCGUUCCCCGCGCAUCCGCAAGCGCUUCCUGCUGCGCAGGCUCUUUGAGAUGCUCUUCUUUCUCCAGCUGCUGGUGGGCCUGAUCCAGCAGUGGAUGGUGCCCACAAUCCAGAACUCCAUGAAGCCUUUCCGGGACAUGGACUAUUCUAGGAUCAUUGAGCGCCUCCUGAAGCUGGCUGUCCCCAACCACCUGAUCUGGCUCAUCUUCUUCUACUGGUUCUUCCACUCCAGCCUGAAUGUCAUUGCUGAGGUCAUGCAGUUUGGAGACCGCGAGUUCUACAGGGACUGGUGGAACUCGGAGUCUGUGACCUACUUCUGGCAGAACUGGAAUAUUCCCGUCCACAAAUGGUGCCUGAGGCACUUCUACAAGCCCAUGAUCAAGAGGGGUGUUGGGAAAUGGACGGCCCAGACUGCUGUGUUCUUGGCUUCCGCCUUCUUCCACGAGUACCUGGUGAGUGUGCCCUUGAAGAUGUUCCGGCUCUGGGCCUUUAUGGGGAUGAUGGCUCAGAUCCCUCUGGCCUGGUUUGUGGGCCGGUUUCUCCGAGGCAACUACGGGAAUGCUGCUGUGUGGAUCUCCUUGAUCAUUGGGCAGCCCAUCGCUGUCCUCAUGUAUGUCCACGACUACUACAUCCUCAACUAUGAAGGGAGCCAGUGACCCAGGACCGUGGUGGUGGUGCCGCUGCCUGCCUCUCCCCUCCCCCCACUGAUCAGCAGGGGUUCCCGGCGGGAGCUGAACCACCCCAUCUCCCUGCUGCUGUUUGGGAGCCCCACUACCCAUCUUAGCACCAGCAUAGGCAGAGACGCUGCUGCUGCUGCCGCCGCCGCCACCAUCUGUUCUGGGAAACUGCCUUGUGUGAUCUCUGUAAACGUGUGUCGGUGGCUGCCUGCCAGCUACUUCUUGAGUUCGAAAGCUUGAUCAAUGCAAUAACCUCCAGUGAGCCCAAGUGCCCGGGGAUUCUGGCUGUGGACAUUUGGGGGUGGUUCCUGGGCUGGCACCUUCCAGGUUCUCUUCCCCCCCCCCGUCUGGGGCUGGUGUGAAGGGGUGUCCUGCCUCCUUGAACCUGCCCAGCAGAAAUAGGAUUGGACCUUGGCUGAGCACGGGGGUGGGUGGGUGCCUCUUUCCUUGGAAAGAGAGGGAAUGUGAGCUUUAUCUGGGGCCCGUGUAGGCAAAGGCAGCUCCAGCCUCUUGGUGCUGCCCACAAGACACUUUAGAGGACUCUCCUCCCUGUGGGUCUCUGCAGUCCCGGCAAAGGCUGAUGGGCACUCGGUCUCCUCGUCCUGGUUUGUGGUUGCUGGCAGCUCUCCCUGAAUCUCAAGGGGCAUCUUUUCUCCCCUGCCUUGGCCUUGGCCCCAAGGCCUUAUGGGAAUGUGUAAUAUUGGCCCGUGGGCUUCUUGCGGCCAGUCAUGGUACUGCCUUGAUGGUGGCACUGGUGAGCAAGGCUCUGUCCUGGCAGGCCUGGUCUCCGACUCCGUCCUAGUUCCUUCUAGAGCUGCCUCCAUCCUCUGCACUGUCUCCACCCACUUUGAUCCGUCCUUGCGCCGUGAGAGCUGAGCUCCAGCAGUCCAGUGUGUGGGGCUGGGGGUGGGGGGCAGUUGCUGCUGCUGCAGCAGUUCUGUAGUGCUCUGUUCUUGGUGGCAGCAAUUGUCUUGGCUGUGUGUGGUCCUCCCAUGUUUUGUCACUGAGCAACUUUUUAGAGUAUGCAGACUGAUCUGCUCCGUACAAAGUGAAUAAAGCAUAUUUUCCAAA